Messenger RNA from Fusarium vanettenii 77-13-4, 498 nucleotides. RefSeq lists its product as uncharacterized. Gene Ontology annotation, biological process: Mo-molybdopterin cofactor biosynthetic process. Gene Ontology annotation, molecular function: molybdopterin synthase activity. Bases 1 to 498 code for a protein of 165 amino acids. The record is from RefSeq and is a predicted model, not a curated record. The transcript has 2 exons. Gene Ontology annotation, cellular component: cytosol. Lineage: Eukaryota; Fungi; Ascomycota; Sordariomycetes; Hypocreales; Nectriaceae.
AUGACAGCCUCGGAAAAUACUCAAGAUGCCUGGGAACUGUCAGACGAAGGCUGUCAUGUCGCCCUGACCCAUGACCAUCUCAACGCCCAGGCCAUCAUGGACCGUGUGCGCAGCCCCUCUGCGGGUGCCAUUGUGCUUUUUGCAGGCACAACUCGUGACAACUUUGCCGGCAAGCCCGUCAAGGAGCUCCAGUACACGGCCUAUCGCCCGCGCGCCCUGCGCUCCAUGCUCACCAUCGCGAAGGACGUUCGGGAUCGGCACGGCCUCCGCGGGGUCGCCAUGAUUCACCGGCUCGGGACCGUGCCCAUCGGCGAGGAGAGUAUCCUGAUCGCCGUUUCGGCGCCGCACCGGCAAGCGGCAUGGCGGGCGGGCGAAGAAGCGCUGGAGCAGUGCAAGGAAAAGGUCGAGGUUUGGAAGCGUGAGGAAUUUGAGGGUGAAGAGGGCGUUUGGAGGGCAAAUCGCGAUGGAGUCAUGGGACAGCGGGAGGGGAAGAGUUGA